UGUAGUAACACAUUUCCGGUGUAUGGCAGUUUUCGUGUUAAAGUGCGCUGCGUGUUCUUCUUUUUUUAUUUGUUAAGUUUUUAACGCUGUCAAGUGCGCGAAUUAUUCAAAGACUUGUUUAUCGCAUUUAGCUAAAGGGAAAGCUACAAUCAGGCCGCCAAGAUGCCGCGAAUUAUGAUAAAAGGAGGCGUUUGGCGCAACACUGAGGAUGAGAUCCUCAAGGCAGCAGUAAUGAAAUAUGGGAAAAACCAGUGGUCCCGUAUUGCCUCCCUGUUGCACCGCAAGUCUGCCAAACAGUGCAAAGCCAGAUGGUACGAGUGGUUGGACCCCAGUAUCAAAAAGACAGAGUGGUCCAGAGAGGAGGAGGAGAAGCUGCUUCACUUGGCCAAGCUGAUGCCCACCCAGUGGAGGACCAUUGCUCCCAUCAUUGGACGCACUGCUGCCCAGUGUCUGGAGCACUAUGAAUACCUGCUAGAUAAAGCAGCACAGAGAGACAAUGAGGAAGAGGUGGGCGAUGACCCCAGGAAGUUAAAACCAGGAGAAAUCGACCCAAACCCUGAGACGAAACCAGCCAGGCCAGACCCUGUGGACAUGGAUGAAGAUGAGCUGGAGAUGCUGUCAGAAGCCAGAGCUCGUCUGGCCAACACUCAGGGCAAAAAAGCCAAAAGGAAGGCCAGAGAGAAACAGUUGGAGGAAGCCAGACGACUGGCGGCUCUGCAGAAACGCAGGGAGCUGAGAGCUGCAGGAAUAGCUGUUCAGAAGAAGAGGAAGAAAAAGAGGGGGGUGGACUACAACGCCGAAAUCCCCUUUGAAAAGAAACCGGCACCGGGUUUCUAUGACACCAGUAUGGAGCAGUACGAUGCACUGGAGCCCAACUUUAAACGGCUCAGACAGCAACAUUUGGAUGGAGAACUACGCAAUGAACGUGAGGAGAGGGACAGGAAGAAGGAUAAACAGAAGAUAAAGAAGAAGAAAGAGAGCGAUCUGCCGUCUGCAAUCCUGCAGACCAGCGGAGUGGCCGAGUUCACAAAGAAACGCUCCAAACUGGUGUUACCUUCACCACAGAUCAGCGAUGCCGAGUUAGAGGAGGUCGUUAAACUGGGUGUUGCCAGUGAGGUCGCCCGCCAGGCUGCUGAAGAGAGCGAGGGAGGAAACUCUGCCUCCUCCACCCUCCUGUCUGAGUACAGCGUUGCCAACAACAUGGCAACCGGACUACGAACCCCACGCACCCCUGCUGCACAGGACAGGAUACUGCAGGAAGCCCAGAAUCUGAUGGCUCUGACCAAUACUGACACCCCUCUGAAAGGAGGCCUCAACACGCCGCUGCACGAGAGCGACUUCAGUGGAGUCACGCCUCAGCGGCAGCAGAUUCAGACACCAAACACUGUUCUCAGUACACCCUUCAGAACUCCUGGACCCGGCCAGGGCUCAGAAGGAAUGACUCCUAUAGCUGGAGGUGGGAUGACCCCACGCAGUACUCCAGGUCUGACCCCGGGUCCGACACCGCUGAGGGACAAACUGAACAUCAACAGUGAGGAGCAACUGGCUGACCCUGCAUACGCCAAACAUCUGCACAAGGAGAGUCUGCAGCAGCUGAGACAAGGCCUGAUGUCACUUCCUGUCCCGAAGAACGACUUUGAGAUUGUUCUUCCUGAAAAUGCAGAGAAAGAACUUGAAGAAACAGAAAUGGAGACGGGAUUUAUUGAAGAUUCUUCAGAUGUAGAGGCUCGCAAACAGGCUCAGAGGGACGCAGAAAGGGAGAAAGAGUUGAAGCUGCGACACACUGCUGUGCAGAGGAGUCUCCCCCGACCCACUGAGGUAAACGAGUCCGUCCUUCGUCCUGCCUCCAUGGAGCCGCUCUCUGACCUUCAGGUGGCCGAGGAGCUCAUCAAACAGGAAAUGAUCACCAUGAUGCACAACGACUGCCUGCACCAUCCGUCAGCCAACGCAGCCAACGCAGCCAAUCAGCUGCAGCGUGGCAAAACCAAAGGCCCCGCCUCCACGUCCAAUAACGCCUCACACAUCUCUUACCUGGAAACACACCCCUACAAACCAGUCAGCACAGAGGACAUGGAGCAGGCGAAGGUGAUCCUGGCAGUAGAGAUGGAAGUGGUGAAGGCAGGAAUGGGUCAUGGAGAUCUCAGCCUGGAGGCCUACACUCAGGUGUGGGAGGAAUGCUACGGACAGGUGUUGUACCUCCCUGGUCAGAACAGGUACACCAGAGCUAACCUGGCAUCAAAGAAGGAUCGUAUUGAAAGCCUGGAGAAAAAGCUAGAGGUGAACCGUGGUCACAUGACAGCAGAGGCUCGACGAGCAGCUAAGCUGGAGAAGAAACUGAAAAUCCUUCUGGGGGGGUUUCAGUCCAGAGCUCUGGGGCUCCUGAAGCAGCAUAAUGAGCUCUGGGAACAGGUGGAGCAGGCAGCUACGGAGCUGCAGACUUUCAACCAGCUGAAGAAACAGGAGGAUCUGGCCAUUCCCAGGAGACAUGAGGCUCUGCGGGAGGACGUGGACAGGCAGAUGGAGAGAGAACGAGAACUUCAGCAGAGAUACGGAGAGCUGCUGAUGGAGAGGGAGUCUCUGCUCAGCAGCUCACAGAAAUACUGAGAAACAUAAAAAUCAUUUCAGGCUGACAGCUGACCUGAAACAAGCUCCUCGUUCAGCGUAUCCAACCUGCUCUUCUUUUCAGGUUCUAACUCCAGUGAUAAGCCCCGCCUCUCUGUGCUGAUGUUGCUGUGAUGUCACAGGAUGUUCUGAGCAUGCUCAAUAGUCCUCGUUUCUUCUGUACUCAAGUCGUGACCAAUAAAGUUUUUCCAACAAUAA
Messenger RNA from Nematolebias whitei (Rio pearlfish), 2820 nucleotides. It is a transcript of the gene cdc5l, whose product is annotated as CDC5 cell division cycle 5-like (S. pombe). Gene Ontology annotation, biological process: regulation of transcription by RNA polymerase II; mRNA splicing, via spliceosome. Gene Ontology annotation, molecular function: DNA-binding transcription factor activity, RNA polymerase II-specific; RNA polymerase II transcription regulatory region sequence-specific DNA binding. The record is from RefSeq and is a predicted model, not a curated record. Lineage: Eukaryota; Metazoa; Chordata; Actinopteri; Cyprinodontiformes; Rivulidae. The coding region runs from base 163 to 2604 and encodes 813 amino acids. The transcript is spliced from 19 exons. Gene Ontology annotation, cellular component: spliceosomal complex; Prp19 complex.